Molecule: messenger RNA, 888 nt
Organism: Fusarium verticillioides 7600
Lineage: Eukaryota; Fungi; Ascomycota; Sordariomycetes; Hypocreales; Nectriaceae
Exons: 5
Coding region: 1-888 (295 amino acids)
Biological process (GO): carbohydrate metabolic process
Cellular component (GO): extracellular region
Molecular function (GO): cellulose binding
Source: RefSeq, a predicted model, not a curated record
AUGGCGGAGUUGAUGCCAACCGCCAGCAUCACCGUGGCCGAACGAACCAAGAUCGCCAGUGCGUAUAACGCUCAGUACCAGAAGUGGUUCAAGUGGCUCUACGGUUAUAAUGGCUUCCCUUACGACGAGGUUAAGGUCAAUGUUGUUGCAUAUGCCGUCAAGGACAAGAGCCAGCUUCAGGGCUCCACAGAUGGCUACGAGGUCUACACUGAGCUCGAUGCCGACGGUGUUCCUAUGUGCCCUGUCGCUUGUGCUCGUGAUGCUCAUCUCGAUGGUGACUAUAGUAACUGUGAGGCUGGUGCUGGCCGCCACUAUGACCACUCCCUCUGGUUGAAGGAUGGUCUUGAGGGUGGUUUUGGUCAUAACUGGGGUCAGGAGGUUGGUCGUGAGUAUUUCAUGAACAACCUUGACUCUGACAACAUCCACAUUCUUUUGCAUGAGAUGGGUCAUACCUUUGCUCUCGAUGAUUACUGGACCCCUACCGGCAUCACCAAGUUCAUCAUGCUUGCUGGUGCCUCUAUGGAAAUCACUGACUUCGACGGCUGGAUGUACCGCAACUGUUCCAGCAAAUCGAGCACUGAUGCUGCACCUGCUUCAUCCGAAUCAAAGCCUACGACUAACACUGCCGCACCCACAACCAAGACCACUACUCCCAAGCCCAGCACCACCAGCACCAAGGCCAUCACCGCUAAGCUUGCCUCUAGCAAGAAGGCCACUGCUGCCAAGGCUCCCGUCACUCAGGUUACUUCGACCGAAAACGCUGCUAGUGCCGAGGUUGCUGCUUGGGGUCAAUGUGGCGGUAACAACUGGGCUGGUGCCACCAAGUGUGCUUCUGGUACCAAGUGCAUCAAGCAAAACGACUACUACUCUCAGUGUGUUGCGAACUAG